Messenger RNA from Entrophospora candida, 1236 nucleotides. The record is from the annotation of a GenBank genome assembly. Lineage: Eukaryota; Fungi; Glomeromycota; Glomeromycetes; Entrophosporales; Entrophosporaceae.
AUGUCAAUUUAUAAAAAGGAUAAUUUUUAUUUAAAAUCAGACGGGAGAUCAGCUUGGUACAGAUUAGAUGGAACGAAAUUUAAUUGUUACUUGGUUGGUGUAGCAGGUGGCAGUGCAAGUGGAAAAACUAGUGUAUCACAGCGUAUCAUUGAGAAUCUUAAUGUGCCAUGGGCCUUCCUUUUAAGCAUGGAUUCUUAUUAUAAAAUAUUAACACCUGAACAAAAAGUAAACGCAUUUAAUAAUAAUCAUAAUUUUGAUCAUCCUGAUUCAUGUGAUUUUGAUUUAUUGUAUGAGAAUUUAAAAGAUUUGAAAGAAGGAAAACGUGUAGAGAUUCCAAAUUAUGAUUUUAAAACUCAUUCUCGAUUACCUCAAUCAACUACUUUUUAUGGAGCAAAUGUUAUUAUAUUUGAAGGAGUCUUUGCACUUUAUGAUCAAAGAAUUAUUUUUGUGGACACUGAUGCAGAUUUAAGGCUUAUUCGUCGAAUAAAUCGUGAUAUUAAAGAAAGAGGUCGUGAUAUUGAAGGUAUUUUACAGAUAAUUCCACGUGGCCGAGACAAUGAAGUUGCCAUAGAUUUAAUUACAAAACAUAUACAACGUCAACUUAAUGAACAUAAAUAUAAUUUUCGAUGGGAUAUUGCGAAAAAAGAUUGUGGCAAAGAUCUACCAAAUAACGUAGUUUUGUUGGAUCAGACACGGCAAUUAAAAUGUAUGCAUACAAUUAUUCGAAAUCAAGAAACACAACGUGAUGAUUUUAUAUUUUAUUCAGAAAGAUUGGCAACAUUAUUGGUGGAGAGAGGUCUUUCUGAAUUUUGUUUUAAAGAACAUAAAGUAAUAACCCCACUUAAUGUACCAUAUGUUGGUAAAAUAUGGGAACAAAAGCUUUGUGGUGUAUCAAUUCUUCGUGCUGGUGGAACUAUGGAAACUGGACUUCGAAGACUUCAUUUUGUUAAGCUUCCUAAUAAGAUUAAUGAAUGUAGUGUACUACUCAUGGAUGCACAAAUUGCAACCGGAGCAGCAGCAUUAAUGGCAAUUAGAGUUUUACUUGAUCACAGUGUACCCGAGGACAAAAUAGUUUUUUUAUCUUUUAUUGCAACACCAUUAGCUUUACAUGUGAUUUCAAACGCAUUUCCUAAAGUAAAGGUUUGCACUUCAAUGAUUGAUCAAAAACUUGAUGCUGAAACUUUAUUUAUUGAACCUGGAAUGGGAAAUUUUGGAGAUAGAUACUAUGGUACUUGA